GGGCGCGGCGUAUAUAAGGCGAGGGGCGGGCGCCGCUCUUUUGUCUCUUGCUGCUGCAACGCGAGUGGGAGCACCAGACCUCGGGCUCGGAGCGAGAGGCCGCGAACUGUUGGAAGAAAAUGGCAGACAAGCCCGACAUGGGGGAAAUCGCCAGCUUCGAUAAGGCCAAGCUGAAGAAGACCGAGACACAGGAGAAGAACACCCUGCCGACCAAAGAGACCAUUGAACAGGAAAAGCAGAGUGAAAUUUCCUAAGAACCUAGAGGGUCCAUCACCACCACCUCCCCGCCCCCCCUCCCCCCCCCCGUCAUCUCGGAGACACCUCGUGAUGUGGAGGAAGAGCCACCUGAAAAAUGGACACGAGCCACCAGCCUGCACUGUGAACCCCGGGCACUCCGUGCCAAUGCCAUCGGCCUGUGGGUCUCUGAAGGGACACUACUCCCCGCCCUCCCCCCCCACCCCCAUCGGACUGCCAAAUUCUCGGUUUGCCCUGGGAUGUUAUAGAAAAUUAUUUGUAUGAUUAAUGAAAAUAAAAACACACCUCGUGGCAA
Molecule: messenger RNA, 550 nt
Organism: Dipodomys spectabilis (banner-tailed kangaroo rat)
Lineage: Eukaryota; Metazoa; Chordata; Mammalia; Rodentia; Heteromyidae
Gene: Tmsb10
Product: thymosin beta 10
Exons: 3
Coding region: 120-254 (44 amino acids)
Biological process (GO): regulation of cell migration; actin filament organization
Cellular component (GO): cytoplasm
Molecular function (GO): actin monomer binding
Source: RefSeq, a predicted model, not a curated record